This is a messenger RNA of Leucoraja erinaceus (little skate), 5932 nucleotides long. It is a transcript of the gene tmem161a, whose product is annotated as transmembrane protein 161A. The transcript is spliced from 13 exons. Bases 143 to 1609 code for a protein of 488 amino acids. The record is from RefSeq and is a predicted model, not a curated record. Lineage: Eukaryota; Metazoa; Chordata; Chondrichthyes; Rajiformes; Rajidae.
GGCCGCGGACGUUGGACUCGGAUGUGCGGCUGCAUGAGGCGACGGCGGCGGCGACGCUCCGGUCACGGGCGGAUGAAGCUGUGACCCGGUGGGCGGACGUGGUGACUGACGGCGGGGCCUCUCCUGACACCGAGCGCGGAAGAUGGGUAUAAUUGGGGUCCAGCUUGUUGUGAGCCUUCUGAUGGCAUCUCUCAUGCAGAAAUUGGUGCCUCAUUAUUCCAUUGGUCGCUGGCUGCUCUGCAACGGCAGUCUCCUCCGAUUCAGACAUCCAUCAGAUGAAGAACUUCGAACCCUAGCAGGGAAGCAGAAGCCCAAACAGAGAAGAGACAGGAGACAGAAUGGCGUCACUGAAAGCAAACCAGAAACAGUCCCCAAAGAUAUCAAGCUGUCCUUGGAGUCCACACCCAUCAAGCCCCUUGAUGCCUUGGUCCUGCGCUACUACCUGGACUACCAGUGGCUGGUGGAUUUUGUCAUGUAUGCGACCCUGGUUUACAUGUUUACAGAGGUCUACUACAGCCUGCUCAGCAUUCAGAGUGAAGUCAACGUAGGUGUGCUGUGGUGCCUGCUCACAUUGGUCUUUGGGAUUAAGGUGCUCGUCUCUAUGAUGACUCAUUACUUCAAGACUGAGGAAGGAGCAGAGCGCUCUGUCUGCCUGAUCUUUGCCUUUCUCUUCCUACUCAUCGCCAUGUUGGUGCUGGUGGUGCGAGAGGAAUAUCUGGAGUUUGGACUCGAACCAGGGUUUGCCAACUUGUAUGAAAACCUGCGGGUCUUUUUCAGACAGCUAGGACUGGAUAACAUCUGGCCAUACUCGGUGGCCAGACUGAUCUUUAAGCUCUCACUGGUUGGGCUUUCCUCAUUCAUUGGAGCAUGUCUAACAUUCCCAGGCCUCCGUCUGGCUCAGACUCACUUGGAUGCUCUGAAGAUGACGGAAGACAAACCUCUGACACAGUUUCUGCUGUACGCCAACUUCCUGUCACCUGUCAUCAUAUUGUUGCUCUGGGUGAAGCCCAUCAGCAGAGACUUUGUGAUCAGCGCCCCAUACGGGAGUGAGAAGGUUGAGCUGAUGUCCGACUCGACAUACAACACGGCGCGCCUGUGGGUGGUGCUGGGACUCUGCGCGCUGCGUCUGCUGAUGACGCGAUACCACCUACAGGCCUACCUCAACCUGGCCGAGAAGUGGGUGGAGCAGAUGGGGAAGGAGGCUGGAUCCAUCACCAUGAUCGAGAUUCAGCGCAAGGUUUCACGAGUGUUUUGCUACCUGUGCGUGGUCACCGUGCAGUAUCUGGGCCCAGUAAUCCUCAUCUUCCACUCCACUCUGCUGCUUAAAGUCCUGGGAGAAUAUUCCUGGGGUCUGUUCCCGGAGCCACCCAUGGCUUUGCCGGCGGUCGACGUCAGCCCUCGUUCCUUGGAAGAUGCCCCCGAAGAGGAGGGCGACUAUCGAAUAGCUGCCUCACAGAUCAUGGCGGCACUGGGUGCCCUGCGCAAUGUGUUCACCCCCCUUUUUUACCGGGGCCUCUUCUCCUUCCUGACCUGGUGGCUGGCGGCUUGUCAGGUGGGAGGUUUAGGUGGGUUAAGGUGUGAGGUUUAUUUGAGUCGCAGGGGUUAUUGAGGUACGGUUUAGUCGAGGCAAAGUUUAGGUAUGAGGAGAAGUUUGGUAGUGAGGUAUUAUCGAGGCGAGGGGAUUAGUCGAGGUGUAGAUGUGCAGGUGAGCGGAGGUGAGGUGAGGAGAAUUGGGUGUCUGAGAUCGGGAAGGGAGACCGAGGUGCUGCUGAAGGAGACGAGGCCACUGCCUUCUGUGGCAGGGAAUACCUCAUCUAAUUCUCAUCUCAGUGCUAGGCAAAGAGACAUUUCAGGUGAUAUUUUUUGUAAAGAUUUUUUUAGCUGUAUGAGGCCAUUUAUUGAAACAUAUAGAUUAUUAAGGGUUUGGACACACUAGAGGCAGGAGGAUGUUUCCAAUGCUGGGAGAGUCCAGAACCAGGGGCCACAGUUUAAGAAUAAGGGGUAGGCCAUUUAGAACGGAGAUGAGGAAAUACUUUUUCACACAGAGUUGUGAAUCUGGAAUUCUCUGCCUCAGAAGGCAGUGGAGGCCAAUUCUCUGGAUGCUUUCAAGAUGAGAGCUAGAUAGAGCUCUUAAAGGUAGCAGAGUCAGGGGAUAUGGGGAAAAGGCAGGAACGGGGUACUGAUUGUGGAUGAUCACGGUGAAUGGCGGUGCUGGCUCGAAGGGCCGAAUGGCCUACUCCUGCACCUAUUAUCUAUUGUCUACUUCAUGAAAUAUAUAUCUUUUGGGGGUUAUUUUACUGCGUAUGUGUUAGAAAACUACCAGCAGAAAGUUUGAGAAUCACUUUCAAUUUAUUGAAAAUGCAGGAGCUUCAGGGGGAGUUGCCCUCUGAGACCCCCACCGGGGCACUGCCCCUGGACCCUGCCGGGGGCCUAGCCAGCCUCCUGGACCACCGGCCAAUACUUCCUACUUUUUUUCUGGAGAUGAAUAUCAUGCUUAGUCCACAAUUUGGGGUCUACUGUCUGAUAAUUCAAUACAAAAUAAUAGUUAAAAUAAAAAUUAAAAGGUUAUUAAAGUAUCAUGUAGGCGAGCGUAAAUGAAAAAUUAAGGAUGUUUCAUUCUAAAUAUAUUUAAUGUAAAAUAAUUAUAUAAUUUAAAACACUAUUAACAUUUAUGACAGAAAUUAAAAUUUGUGGUGAUCUGUCGUGGAACGACCCCAUUGUAGAGGAUAACAGUGGUUACCCAGACCUUGUUGCUGGUUGCGAAAGGGCCCCCAUAACAGCUCAAGCUUCAGGGCCCCAAAAAUGUAGGUCCGCCACUGCCUGAGCGACAGUGAGAGAUUGGGCAGGCUAUUCCUUGGAGCGCUGGAGGAUGAGGAAUGGCAUUAUAGAUGUGUAUAAAAUCAUGAGUGGAAUAGGCAGGGUGAAUACACAGUCUUUUACCCAGGGUAGGGAAAUCAAAAAUUGGAGGACAUAAGUUUAACAUGAGAGGGGUAAGAUUUUAUGGGAACCUGAGGGGUAACUUUGAGAGGAAGUAGUAUAGGCUGAUACUAUAACAACAUGUAAAAGACAUUUGGGUAGGUACAUGGAUAGGAAAGCGAUAGGGGCCAAAUGUGGGCAAUGGGAUUUACUUAGAUGAGGUAUCUUGGUCGCUACCCAUGUGCUGGGCCGAAGGGCCUGUUUCUGUGCUGUAUGACUCGACUUUGAAAACUUGACAGCUCAUUUUACCCCCUGCGGUUUGGGGGUCUCCGAUGUGAUUGUAACCAGAACAAGUCCCAGUGAUGGUGGGUUAUACAAGGGAGGAGUCAGAGGUGAUUGAACUCCCUGCUGCUCUCGGAGAGAAUGGCGGUGGGACCUGCUAGCAUCUGAAGGCAGUGGAACCUCAGCGUGGUCUGAUCUGAGGAUCAGUGCCUCUGACUAGAAGCUGCGAUGUUUCACUACCUCCUGAGGCAGGGGGAAUAUAUGGGGCGAGCGAAUGGUGUUUACAGUGGGGUCUUGCCAGCCAGGGAUGCCCUCCAGAGAGUGCCAUCUUCAUGCUGUUGUUCUGCAUCUGUGUAAGAUGGUGAUUAUGUAAUUAAUCCGUAUGGUUUUCAAACCAGGUCUGUCUGUGAAUGUGCACCUGUAGUGGGUAUCACUCACACUGGUCAUACAACAGAAGGGGAAAUGUUUCCGUAAUAGGUUUACAUCAGUUUAUACUAAACAUCGGUGCAGCAAGUCAUCACUGGUGGUGUGGAUGGGAAAAAGGGGGUGCAGGUUUCUGCAGCAGAAAUGGUCACCGUGCUCCUUCAAUAUCAUCUCCCGUUUAUAUGUUUCCUAUUUCCUCUGACCACAUGUCACUCCUCUUAUUUGACACCCUUUUUGUCUCCAGCCUUUGUCACUUCACCCAUUUUCUAAUCGCCCCCCUCGGCUGUACCCACCCAUCACGUGCCAAAGUUUGUCCCACCCCUACCUCUCUCCAGCUUUCUAACCCCUUUUCCCAUCCUGCUCUCAGUCUGAGGAAGGGUCCCAGCCUGAAAAGUAAUUCGUCCAUUUCCCUCCAUAGAUUUUGUCUGACCCGCUGAGUUCCUCCAGCACGUUGUGUUUGUCUCAGGAUUCCAGCCUCUGCAUUUCCUUGUGCCUCCACUGCAGUCCUGCCCUCUGCCCAGCAGGGUUCGCUGGCUAGAUUCCUGCCUCCACACGGCGACCACUCGGACUGGGUUCGGGAGGGGUUAGCUGUCCGGAGCCGCUGACCAAGGCCUCGCCUGUCCCUCCCCCCCCCCCCCCCCCCCCCCCCCAUGGAGUUGUAGAGGAUGGAAUAUGUUCUCACUGACCACUUGCCCUAAGGUCCCCGUCUCCCUGAACAUAAAACAGUGCAGACCGACCCAAAACAUCCCCUAUCCAUGUUCCCCAGAGAUGCUGUCCGGAAACAGGGGCCACAGUUUAAGAAUAAGGGGGUAAGCCAUUUAGAACGGAGAUGAGGAAAACCUUUUUUAAACAAGGUUGUGAAUCUGUGGAAUUCUCUGCUUCAGAAGGCAUUGGAGGCCAAUUGGCUGGAUGCUCUCAAGAGAGAGUUAGAUAGAGCUCUUAAAGAUAGUGGAAUAAGGGGAUAUGGGGUGAAGGCAGGAAUGGGGUACUGAUAGUGGAUAAACAGCCAUGACCACAGUGAAUGGCGGUGCUGGCUUGAAGGGCCGAAUGGCCUACUCGUGCAUCUAUUGAUCUGCUGAAUUAUUCCAGCACCGCCUGUCUUUUUUUAUGUAGACCAAUAUCCGCAGUUAUUUGUUUCUACAUAAAACAGUACAGCACAAUACCAGGCCCUUCAGCCCACAAUGUCUCUGCUAAACACGAUGCCAAGUUAAAAUAAUCUCAUUUGGCUGCACCUGAUCCACAUCCCUCCAUUCCCUGCAUAUCCACGUGUCAUCUAAAAUCCUCUUAAACGCCACUAUGAUAUCUGUCCCCGCCAACACCUCCAGCGGCACGUUCCAGGCACCCACCUCUCUCUGAAAUAAACUUGCAUCUCCUUCAAAUGUUGCAUCUUGCGUCUUAAAGCUAUGCCCCUAGUCUAACAUUUGCCACCCUGGGAUAAAGGUUCUGGGUGUUUUAGAAGGACACAAUAUGCUGGAGUAGCGCAGUUGGUCAGGCAGCAUCUCCAGACAAGUUGCCUGACCCGCUGAGUCACUCCAGUACUUUGUCUUUAUUUCUAAACCAGCAUCUGCAAAUCUUUGUGUCUCCCCUAUCUACGCCCCUUAGCCUCAUACGCUCCAGAGGAAACAAUCCCAAGUUUGUCCAACCUCCUUGGAGCUAAUACGCAGGCAGCUCUCGGCAGCGUGAUUCCCCUAAUUGUAAAAGCGCACACCUCUUCACUUCUGAACGUCUACUGUAAAGCAAAUUGCCUUCAGUUCGGGUUCAGUAAACCAUCUGAUCCAUGUCCCUCUGAGACCCUCUUUUGUGUGUGUCGGUGUCUGUGCAGAAGUCUCUGCCUCCGCCCUCUAUUGUGUGUCUGGGGCACUCACUGGUGUACAGAGAUCAGCCCAUACAGACUCCCGGAGGACUCGCAUUUCACCGAUAUGUCUGAGUCCCGCUCAAAUGACUUAAUUAUGAAGCUGUGUGUUUGUUGAAGGGCCAGUCCGCCCCGGUCAGAGGCACAUUAAAUAUUAAACCCUCCUAUUAGCCGCCCUCUGCCGCUGCAUUUUAUCGCUACACCUCAUUCGUGGUGCCGCUGGGAUUGUCAGAGUUGCGGGGAGAGGGAGGGCCUGAGUGUGGGUGUGUGUACACUCCUUCUGGGGUGAGGGCUGUGUACACUACCUCUGGGGUGAGGACUGUGCCGUUCCGCUCUGUCCGAGCCAUGUUGGCCCUCGCUGGUUUUAACAUUUCAAGGGGUGUAGAAUUGAGCGCAUUUUUGAAUGCUGUGCGUGUGUGUGUUUGGAUUAAUUUAAAAAGUGUAAUAUAUUUAAAAAUC